Molecule: messenger RNA, 1449 nt
Organism: Triticum dicoccoides
Lineage: Eukaryota; Viridiplantae; Streptophyta; Magnoliopsida; Poales; Poaceae
Exons: 3
Coding region: 1-1449 (482 amino acids)
Molecular function (GO): protein binding
Source: RefSeq, a predicted model, not a curated record
AUGGCCCGCGUUCACCUUGACUUCCCGUGCCGCCUCCGCCGCACCAUCAGGCCGCCGACACUGCUCUCCUUCGGCCGCCGCCGCUACCCCCAUACCCGCCGCCCGUCCACCCUCUUCGUCUUCGUCCAGCACCAGCUCGUCGCCAGUGUUGCCGUCAUCUUUCCCAACCACUUCGUCUACUUCGACCACCUAAUUUGCUCAUAUUUCCAACGCAUCCCGGACCACCUCCUGUACGAGAUGUUCCUCCGGCUAACCACCUCCGAAGAUCUCACCCGCGCCUCCGCCGUCUGCGUCUCCCUCCGCCAAAUCUGCGUCGACGGCUCCUUCCUCCGACGCUUCCGUCGCCUCCACGGCCCUCCCCUCCUCGGAUUCCUCGACUGCAACGGCUUCCAUCCAGUCCUGCCGCCUCACUCGUCUGCGCCCGCCGCCCGCGCGCUCGACCUCGCCGCCGACUUCUCCUUCUCCUUCCUCCCCUCCCCCUGCCACUGGAUCGUGCAGGACAUGCGCGCCGGUCGCGUCCUCCUCGACCGGGACCUCGGAGAAGAGGAGUUUCCCGCGGUCUUCAGGGAGCUCGUGGUGUGCGACCCCAUGUGCCGGCGGUACGUGCUGCUCCCCCCGGUUCCUGACGACCUAACCGCUUCGCUUGAGCAACCUGUCCGCAUGAUACGGGUCCGGUGCAAGCCCUUCCUCGUUCCCCUCGGCGAGGAGGAGACGGCGGCGCCAGAGACAACAUUCAGAGCGGAGGAGGCGGCGGCGCGGGAGACAACAUUCAGAGUGGUCUUGAUGGCACACUGCAAAACUAGUCUGUCUGCCUUCGUCUUCUCUUCGAGCACCGGACAAUGGCAAGCCGCUGCAUCAAAUGGUUGGAGUGAUUUGGUCAGUAGCACAGGCGACCGGGCCGCCAUGUCACAGGUCAACCCUUUUUUUCUCAGGCGCCAUUAUGCUUAUGGCUGCUUUUACUGGGACUGGCUGACGAUCAACAGCAAAAAGUUACUCGCGCUUGACAUCAGGACGAUGGAGUUCUCCAUUGCUGAGCUCCCACCUGGAGAGUGGAGCAAGAAUGGAAUAGCCAUUGUGGAGGCAGGGGAAGGCAGGCUUGGGAUGUUUGGUUUCCAUGGUGAAAUUGCAUCUAGCCUCAGCUAUACCAUUGCGCAAAACAAAGGCAAGAGUCCCAGCCAGUGGCAGGUGGAGAAGAUAGUCUCACAAGAUUCUGGGUACGCAUAUAGUAUCAGAGCUGCAACAGAGAGGUACUUGCUCUUGACAAAGAUAGAAGCCUCAUCUCUAGAGAAUCGACUCCUGUCUCUAGAGAAGCCACUCUUUGAAUAUUUCUUAAUGGAUGUCAAGACGUUGCAGCUUCAGAGGGUUUAUAAGAAACAAGACUAUCUUGCGUAUGACACAUACAUAUAUAUAAACUUCCCACCAUCAUUGUUGUCUUCAAGGACAGUAUGA